This is a messenger RNA of Botrytis byssoidea, 345 nucleotides long. RefSeq lists its product as uncharacterized. Lineage: Eukaryota; Fungi; Ascomycota; Leotiomycetes; Helotiales; Sclerotiniaceae. The coding region runs from base 1 to 345 and encodes 114 amino acids. The transcript has a single exon. The record is from RefSeq and is a predicted model, not a curated record.
AUGGAGUCUCCGAGCUCGCGGGGUCUAGUGCUGCGCGCUAUUCUCUCCGCACUUUGUGCUCACCCACUUCCAUCCACUGUAACUGUCACUGUCAAAGAUAUCGUUCAGGCUUCAGCGUGCCAGCGUCCCAGAUUACAGAGUUUUGGACUCCAAACUAAUACCCGCCCAGCUUUUAGUUCUGCCAGGAUCCAUGCAUCCCCCGAAACCUUAUUUACUUUGGGGACAUUAAAUUCUAGACCGCGAAUUACCGACCCGCAUGAAAGGCCUAUCUCUAGCCUAUCUACGGGGCAUUGCGGGUACACUAUUCGUAAAUAUGGCUUGACUUUAGAGCGCACUGGACAUUAA